CCGUUUAAAUUUCUAUUUCAUGUUUACUUGCUUAUUUUAUUUUUCCCUUGAUUUUUAAUUUAUUUCAUUUCUUAAAUGUAAGCCUUUGUCUAUAAUUAUCGCUCAAGUACGUUCAGGACAUACAUCGCACCUUUAAUCCGACUUCGGCCUACGCAGACUAGGGCAACACCGAACUUUCCUGAAGAGCUUUAAGCCCGUGCUAAGAUUCUUCCCCGACUGGAAACCAAUACUCAACUCGCCGUUCUAAUAAGGGAACUUCCGAACGGCGCAGGGGACUUGCAUAUAAAGGUGCUGUAAUGUCGGAGGAAGCCGGCCGUCAGACCCGCAGUCAGAAACGGGCUCUGGAGCGGGACUCCCUCCCAAGUGAGGUGGAUGUGAAAAAGAUGAGGCUGGAAAAGGGCACGGACCAUCUGAAGAGUGAUGGGAUCGCAUCACCUGAUGGAAAAGUUAAGAGUGAAAUGGGGACUGCAGCUGUUACCAAGGUGCCAGGUAUCUUCAAGGGUGGGGAAGUCAAAGCCACCAUCAAACUCGAAGUGCAGACUGGCGAUGAACCUGUGGAUAUGAGUACAGCAAAAAGCGAAAUCAAGAAAGAUCGUCGCGCACCUUCGCCAGAUGUAAUUGUCCUGUCUGACAAUGAGCCCUCCAGUCCAAAGAUGAAUGGUUUGAGUAGGUUUUCUAAAGAAACCAACACUGAAGCACUCAUGAAAAGCAGCCCAGAAGAAAGAGAGCGUAUCAUCAAACAAUUGAAAGAAGAACUACGGUUAGAGGAAGCAAAGCUGGUUUUACUGAAGAAGUUACGGCAGAGUCAGAUCCAAAAAGAGACGACAACGCAAAAGACCACUGGAUCAUCAAGCAACUCUGUUGCAACUCCACCUCCUUUGGUAAGGGGAACUCAGAGUCUUGCUCCUGGCAAAGGUGUAUUACCAGUGUCAUCUAAUCGCAGCUCAGGUACAGUGAUCCCACCACCCUUAGUGAGAGGAGGUCAGCCAGUGUCCUCUAAGCUGGGAUCCCAGCAGAAUACACAAAUUGUCAUGCCACCCUUGGUCAGAGGAGCACCGCCCAUUUCUGUGUCUCCACAGCAAAUACACAGCUUGAGGCAGCAGCCUUCUGGCUCUGGUCCUCCUCCACUGCUUUUGGCACCACGGGCAUCAGUUCCUAAUGUGCAGCUGCAAGGUCAGAGGAUUAUCCAGCAGGGGCUUAUCAGAGUUGCCAAUGUAUCCAAUACCAGCCUGCUGGUAAACAUUCCACAGGCUUCUCCAACCAACCUGAAAAGCCCUUCUGUAACAUCUCAAAGCAGUGUAACGGGCAGUAGCGUGACCUCGGUGGUAAACAGCAAUGAUUCUCCUGCUAGCCGGCAGGCUGCUGCCAAGCUAGCACUGCGCAAGCAGCUGGAGAAAACCUUGUUGGAAAUUCCGCCACCCAAACCUCCAGCACCGGAACUUAACUUCUUGCCCAGUGCCGCUAACAAUGAAUUUAUUUACCUGGUGGGACUGGAAGAGGUGGUGCAAAACCUACUAGAAACGCAAGGAAAAGGUAAGGUGGCUGUAACAGCAGCUGGAGUGCUGACUCUUAAGGACCCUUAUACCUGUGCCCAGUGCAAGACUGAUUUCACAUGCCGUUGGAGACAGGAGAAAUCUGGCACUAUUAUGUGUGAGCACUGCAUGACCUCAAACCAGAAGAAGGCUCUCAAAGCUGAGCACACAAACCGACUGAAGGCUGCCUUUGUCAAGGCUCUGCAGCAGGAGCAGGAAAUUGAGCAGCGGAUACUGCGAUCGGCCUCCCCCAUCCCCACAUCAUCAUCCUCUGCCAAGACCUCUGAGCAGCAGACGCUGGUCUCGCCACAGCAGGUGCAGCACCACACUGCGAUCAAACAGGUACGGACCACCGGCCUGCCUCACAGCAGGGGGGGGCCAAUUGGACGGCAUCACUCCACCAUGAAACAGAGCCCUAACCAACUGCCCCGGGGCCUUCAAUCAGCAGGCGCACGCGGCGUGCUACAUACAUUUUCACAGUCUUCACAGCUCCAAAGUGCAGCAGCAGCAGCUGCUCUUGUGACCAGGCCAGGUAAGCAUGCCGUGCGUCCCGGGAGCAAAGCCAACACCAGCACUGCAGUCAACACCUGGAAGAAGCAAAGCCCCCUCAACACAGGUGUCGCUAUGGCAUAUGUAAACCCUAGUCUAUCAGUGCACAAGCCCUCAUCAGCCAUGGACCGUCAGCGCGAGUACCUCCUGGACAUGAUUCCAUCUCGUUCCAUCAGCCAAACGGCAAACACUUGGAAAUCUUAAUGAUUCUAUUUAAAGACAACAACAAUGAGAAUUUCCCUUCUCCCUGCUGCCGAUGCCACCACCUUGGAAGCAAGUUACUAGAUGGCUCUGAAGGGCUUAGGAGGACUGAGCUGCACUCAUUAUGGCAGUACUGUCCUCAUACAGUGGUGGGAAGCUGAUUUUAUGCACCUUUCCUGUUGGGCUGUCUUGAUUUGCUUUCAGAGCAAGAGACUAUACUCUGUUUGUCCCCAUCUCUUCUGACUUGACUGUUGCAGCUGAAUGCAGGAAUUGCCUCCCAUUAACUAAACUAGGAAGAGGGAAAUGUGUUGUGUAAUUUUAUUGAACAUGGACAUGUGUGUACACUUGAGCAACAGAUGGACGCGGGUUGCUGGGCGGGUGAAUUGUGGGCAUAUGUGUUUUUGAGUUCCAGAGGGAGAGACUGGACUUGACUAUUUGUACCUUUUUAUGCUUCCUAAAUUUUUCCCCCCAUCCUCAAAAUCAAGUCAGUGCUUAAUCUUAAUCAGCAGAAACAGUGGUUUUCAGGAGACGGAGACAAGGAAUGGGCACCCACACCUGGGGAAUUUGAAAUUCAGUAAAAAAAAAGUGCUGCUGUUAUUUCAAGCAUCCUCUUGGUUCAUUGUAGGUUCUUCCACUCGGGGGCACAAUGCUGCUACUUCAAAGGUGGGCUGCCAGCAGAGACUUGGAACUAAUUGAGUGCCUUCUGAGUUUCCUGCGGGGGUUUAUCCUUCUCCUUCAUUAACUUUCCAGAAUAACUUAUGCUUGAGCACACCCAGAAUCCCCCUGUUGGUGUGUCCUGGGGAGUUCUGCAACUUCCCCUAGUAUGGCCUUCUUGAAUGUUGAGAUCUUGCACCAAGCCUCAGCACUACGUUAUGUGAAACUUCACCCUGCCAAUAAUUGACUUUGGCUUUUUGUGUAAAGAUUAAUCUUUUCUGCUGUUUUUCCAUUUCUUCCUCGUUAACUCAUUUGGCCGUUAAUUUCAUCAUUAUUGUUUAUGCCAAUGUUGCCAGCACAAAGCUGGAUCAGUGACUGUUCUCUGUAGACUGGCAGGUAGUCAUGGGCAGUUGCCUUUUGGUUGUAAGUUGGGCAGAAAACUGAAUGCCUUUUCAGUGUUCAGUUUUCAAUAAUAAAACUAACUCUGUCCUCCCUUCCCCGAUCUUCUGUUUUCUGUGUGAUGAUCCAUAUCUUGGUAACUUUCCUUGAAAUAGAGUAGAUUAUUUAUACACACACAUAUAUAAUUUUUUUUUUCGUUUUUAGCUUCCAUAUAGCAAGAAAUUGCCUUUUGAGUGAACUUUUCCCAGUGUAUUGAGGUUGAGGACAUUCUCUGCUCGUAUGAAAUACAGGAUUUGUGAAAAAUAAAACAUUUAUGCAAAUUGUACAGCUUGUUUCACACUGUACACACAUAAUGCCCUACUUUUUUAUUUCUUUCUGCUUGGUGCGUUUUCCCAUUAGACUUGAUUACCUGUCUUCUGCACUAUUAACUUUUUUGCCUCAACCCACAGGAGUGGAUAAAAUUUGUUGUGUACUGCUGGGGACAAAAUCCCUUUCUUAUAGACACCACCUUUUCCCCUAAGGUAAUAAAUGCCAUCAGCUUUUUUUUUUAAUAAUAAUACAUGUAUCCCUGAAUUUUUCAUACCUCUACCUCCUGUUACAUCACUUAUCUGCUGCUUCUGUAAGACGGUAAUCUACCUCUGUCUCAAUGACUGUUGGGGUGGUUCGAGUGCUUUGUUGGGUUAAUAAUUCCAUUAGGAUGGUAAAUAAAGAGCAUCUGGCAUCAUGCAUCUUGCCCUUAAGGACCGCUCUUUAAAGGUGUAACUCCAAAGACUAGUUGUUGAAAAGGUGAGAUCCUUGUAAAAUGUAAUCUUAGUAAUGCAGGUGCCCAUCUGUGUUUAAGUUCUGUGAAGCAUUACUUUUGUUUUUAUUACUUGGAAGCUUUUUUUUUUUUUUACCCCCAGUAGACUAAUAAUAAUAAUUUGAAAACACUCUGGAUUCAGCCACCUCAGAUCUAUCUGAUUGUGGUCAGAUGGUAUGUGGUGUAGUGAAGACUUGCAUUUAUCAGAAUUUGACACCCCAUACACCCUUUUCCUACCCAGCUUAGUUUUUUCAAACAGUGGUUUAGCUACAGCCGUGACGGUAAUGUUGCACUGAAGCAGAUUAUUUCUUUGUGUUUUUUUUUUUCCCUUUGUCACUGUUAUUUAUUGUGACUCUAAAUAUUUCCUAAUUCUAUUACCAAAAAAAAAAAAAAA
Polypterus senegalus (gray bichir) is the source of this 4528-nucleotide messenger RNA. RefSeq names its product GATA zinc finger domain containing 2Ab (gene gatad2ab). The transcript is spliced from 11 exons. Gene Ontology annotation, molecular function: sequence-specific DNA binding. Gene Ontology annotation, cellular component: NuRD complex. Lineage: Eukaryota; Metazoa; Chordata; Cladistia; Polypteriformes; Polypteridae. Gene Ontology annotation, biological process: negative regulation of transcription by RNA polymerase II. The record is from RefSeq and is a predicted model, not a curated record. Bases 297 to 2285 code for a protein of 662 amino acids.